Messenger RNA from Capsella rubella, 1521 nucleotides. RefSeq names its product beta-glucosidase 13. Gene Ontology annotation, molecular function: beta-glucosidase activity. The record is from RefSeq and is a predicted model, not a curated record. Bases 1 to 1521 code for a protein of 506 amino acids. Lineage: Eukaryota; Viridiplantae; Streptophyta; Magnoliopsida; Brassicales; Brassicaceae. Gene Ontology annotation, biological process: carbohydrate metabolic process. The transcript has a single exon.
AUGAGAACUAAAUAUUUUUGUUUACUAGUGUUCAUUCUCUUGGUUUCUAAUGAAGUUGUUGCCAAGAAACACUCUUCAACACCUAAGUUAAAAAGAAGUGAUUUCCCAAAAGAUUUCAUUUUUGGAGCUGCAACGUCUUCUUACCAAGUCGAAGGAGGUGCUCACGAAGAUGGUAGAGGACCAAGCAUUUGGGAUACGUUCUCCGAACAAUAUCCAGAGAAGAUUAAAGAUGGUAGCAAUGGAUCUAUUGCUGAUGAUUCUUACCAUCUUUACAAAGAAGAUGUGGGUUUAUUACAUCAAAUUGGCUUCAAUGCCUAUAGAUUCUCUAUCUCAUGGUCGAGGAUCUUGCCACGUGGGAAUCUAAAAGGAGGGAUUAACAAAGCUGGUAUUGACUAUUACAACAACUUGAUCAAUGAGCUUUUGUCCAAAGGAAUUAAGCCUUUCGCCACCAUUUUCCAUUGGGAUACACCACAAGCACUUGAAGAUGCUUACGGAGGAUUCAGAGGCGCGGAGAUUGUGGAAGAUUUUCGUGACUAUGCGGAUAUUUGCUUCAAGAAUUUUGGAGAUCGAGUGAAGCAUUGGAUGACAUUAAACGAACCAUUAACAGUGGUGCAACAAGGAUACGUUGCGGGAGUGAUGGCUCCAGGAAGAUGCUCAAAAUUCACAAACCCUAAUUGCACCGCCGGAAAUGGAGCAACCGAGCCUUAUAUCGUUGGUCACAACCUCAUCUUAGCUCACGGAGAAGCAGUCAAAGUAUAUAGAAACAAAUAUAAGACGUCUCAAAAAGGCAAAGUUGGUAUCGCUUUAAACGCGGGUUGGAACUUACCUUAUACAGAAUCAGCUGAGGACAGGUUAGCCGCGGCACGAGCCAUGGCCUUCACUUUCGACUAUUUCAUGGAGCCACUUGUGACUGGUAAAUACCCGGUUGAUAUGGUUAACAACGUAAAAGACGAUCGCUUACCUACAUUUACCACAAAGCAAUCUAAAAUGCUCAAAGGAUCAUAUGAUUUCAUUGGCAUCAACUACUACUCAUCUUCAUAUGCAAAAGAUGUUCCUUGCUCAAGCGAAAACGUUACACUAUUCACUGAUCCUUGUGCUAGCGUCACAGGUGAAAGAGAAGGAGUCCCGAUAGGUCCAAAGGCCGCAUCGGAUUGGCUAUUGAUAUAUCCUAAGGGGAUUCGUGACCUCCUCCUCUAUGCAAAAUACAAGUUUAAGGAUCCUAUCAUGUACAUAACCGAGAACGGGAGAGAUGAAGCUAGUACCGGUAAAGUUUUACUUAAAGAUGGUGAGAGGAUCGAUUACUAUGCUCGACAUCUCAAGAUGGUUCAAGAUGCUAUCUCGAUUGGAGCCAAUGUGAAGGGUUUUUUUGCAUGGUCGUUGUUAGAUAACUAUGAAUGGGCAACGGGGUACACAGUUCGGUUUGGAUUGGUUUACGUGGAUUUUGACGAUGGACGUAAGAGAUAUCUCAAGAAAUCUGCAAAAUGGUUUAAGAGAUUGUUGACUGAGAAGAUAAAAGAUUGA